AUGUCUACACAAUUGAGUGAUGAACUGUUGAAUCUUCUUGAUUUUGGUAUUGUUGUAAGAAUGGAGGCCUGCUCUGGUGAAUUCUAUCGCCGAAAUCGAAGAAGGCUGCUGCUUCGGGAACAAAGUCAGAUUAAAUGCUGCCGUAAACCCAAACGGCCGUUGGCGAAGAGGAAUACGUCGUCAGCUUCUGGCGGGAUCUACCUUCGAAUCUCUCCAUCACACACAUCUUGGCCAUAA
This is a messenger RNA of Protopolystoma xenopodis, 237 nucleotides long. The record is from the annotation of a GenBank genome assembly. Lineage: Eukaryota; Metazoa; Platyhelminthes; Monogenea; Polystomatidea; Polystomatidae.